Molecule: messenger RNA, 2013 nt
Organism: Aureobasidium subglaciale EXF-2481
Lineage: Eukaryota; Fungi; Ascomycota; Dothideomycetes; Dothideales; Saccotheciaceae
Exons: 2
Coding region: 1-2013 (670 amino acids)
Biological process (GO): regulation of DNA-templated transcription
Molecular function (GO): zinc ion binding; DNA-binding transcription factor activity, RNA polymerase II-specific
Source: RefSeq, a predicted model, not a curated record
AUGUCCGAAGCCGCCGACUCCCGCGGCCUGGCCAAUCCUGCUGCAAAGCGCAAGCGAAGUCCGUCGCUGGCACUACACCAGGCAUUCGGAAAUGGUCAACAGAACAAGGCGCCAAAGACUGGCAACGUGAGCAGCCAGCUCCAGAUCAACUACAUUGCGCGACAAUGCAUCGAUGACCUUCCCUUCAUCUCAAAGGAGGACACUCUUCCUGCUUUGCUCGACGUCUUGUCUUCGUACACACAAGUCCUCGAUCGUCACGAAUCACUGGCUAGUAACCUCGGAGCUCGACCUCUCGGACCCAUCCUGAUUAAGCGCUUCGAACGCUGCUUCGAUGCGCCUCCUCGAGUAAUUGCUUCGCACUCGCACGCUCGCGACUCGGACCUGCCCCAAGUCACCUGGUUGGACGUCGUGCACUUUGCAAAGGCGCAUCCCUCGCAGUUCACCUUGUCCACCUUCAGCGAAGGUCGCCGCGUGUGCCAGUUCUACUACCCUCAGAAGCAAGUGCGCGUACAGAUCUCGGAAGAGGACUUUGUCUUCAUCAACAGUGGAAGAUGUCAGGACCUGGUCCCACCGCUUCCCAUCUGGGAGGACGAGGAGAAAGAGGUGGCCACAUGCGAGAUUGUCGAAAAGGCGCUGCGAGACUUGACUGCCGCUGCGGAUAAUGUCGCUGCUCGCACCCGUCAACUGACGCAUAGACUGAAGGGUAGAAGGAUGGCCAUUCUCGAACGUAGGUCAGCUGAGGAGUCGCACAACCAAGAAGCACAGCAGCAAGCGCUGCAGCCUUCUUUUAUCUCGGUCAACAACAACCAGCAGCAGCCUGUCAUGCACCAGCCUCAUCAGACUCAACAACAACAGCCCCCGACGUCUCCUGAGAAGACCGACCCUGCUCUGCAUAUCCGCAACGACCUCCUGAAGCACUUCCAAUCGCUGCCCAAGCCACAGCCAGACAAUCGUCGAGUUUCUUCUGUUCAACAGCAACCACACUCCCCACCCUUCCAGACUCCGCCAAACUUCAAUCAACAACCGCGAACCAAUCUGGAUCCAGCCUCUACUUCUGUCUCGCCUGUCCCUACCACCGUCGCCGCCCUCGCUGCCGCCGCCGCAGCCCAAGCCUCGAGCUACACACGCGAAGAGUCACCACAAUCCUCUCAGCCACGCCACAACUUCUCGAAACCUCUGCCUCCAGCCCAAGAAGUCUCGCAACCCUACCGCACAAUCUGUCAAGCCCACAUGGAGAGUCUUCCCCGCGGCUCUCGUGUCAUGCCACCGUGCGAUCGCUGCAGACGUCUGAAAAUGGAUUGUCUCAAGAAUCUCUCGUCCUGCGGUGGAUGUACCAAGAAACACGCACGCUGCCACUGGAAGCAAGUUUCGCGCGAAGAAGUCCAAGGACUCGAAGGCUUUGAAGAAGCAGAAAGAGUAGCCAACGAAUACGCAAAUGGUACUAGACGCUUCAGCAGCGAGUAUGCAGCCAGCGACACUAGUAUGGAUGUCGAUGUCAGAAGUCCAUUUGAUUAUUCUAGUCACACUGCGGCUUCUACACCUGGAAACCUACAGGCUUUUGCGAGACAAGGGGCUGCGUAUCCUGAAGUCCAGCAGCAGAGUGGUUACCCUCAACCGCCGAGUCUACAACAACAGCAGGGGAAUGGAUAUGAGGAGUAUCGUCCAGCAGCUAGUGUGCAGAGAAACCCCUUCCCCGAGGACUUUACACAACAAGCACCACAAUCUCAGCCUCUGCAGCAACCGCCUCAGCAACAGACUCAAACACAACAACAACAAGAUCGAACGAUGGAUCUCCUUCGCGUGCUCGGAAACCACAAUAACAGCAUCACUUCAUCCACAUCCACACCUGACCAACAGCAACAGCAACAGCAUCAACAGCAACAAACACAGCAAAACAGAAACAAUGGCGCUUUUCGCACUUCUUUUACUCCAGCCAAUGAACCUGCCACUCUUCCUCAAUCCAUCACUCAAACCCCCACAGGACAGGAAAAUGGCGAAGUGCAAAGAGUUUAG